AUGUCCCUUCACCUGGAGCCACCGCAGACACUGAAAGCAAGCAGACGAGAAGUGGCGAAUGCUAGAAGAAUGAGGAAAGAAAUGCUAAGUAGAAACGAACGAGAAAGGAUUAUUUUUUCGCGAAUCCCAAUGCGAAUGUUUAUUCGAAAUUGUCGUUCUUUAAACAAGUUGAAUGCAGUGCGAAACGACAGAUUCACUUGGAAGAGUUUUGGAAAAUUAUUUGCGUGGUCGUUGCUACGGCGCAUUGUGUAUAUUUACAGUGCAGCACAUGUUGUUGGGAAACACGUCGGUGAGCUGAUUGUUUGUGUUGGUCCAUCGAUGUAUCCAACAAUCCAUAAUAAAGACUUGAUAUUCGGUGAACGAUUAAGUAUUUCUCGUGGCAGACUCAAACGAGGCGAUAUUAUAGGUUUUCUUGAUCCGUACGAACCUCGUCAGUUGCUUUGUAAACGUAUAACUGGUAUGGAAUAUGAUGAACUUUUAAUUCCUAGUGAUUUUCCAAUAAAUAUCCCUAAAGGACAUAUUUUUGUGGAAGGCGAUAAUUCAUUAUUUUCAACAGAUUCGCGAACAUUUGGGCCUGUUCCGGAAGGUCUUGUUCAAAUGCGCCUUUUCUUUCGAAUUUGGCCUCUGAGUCGUGCUGGCUUGUUAUCUUUGCUGUUAAAUAUUAAAAUGGCUGUGAAUGGUUUGUAUAUUGUGCAAGGCGAAUCGAACGCAGUAGCUGCGUUAUUGAAAAAGAUUUAUCGUGGUUGGGCACACCAAUCGCAAAUCCAUCUCGGUCAUUCAAAUUGGGAUGAAUCGGAUCCGCUGUUGAGGAAUUUUACGGAUUUAAGAGAUGUAUUAAACUCUGUAAACGAAUUAUGUGAUAUGAAUCCGGAUACUUUUUUGAGUCCUUUCUUGGAUGUUAUUCGAUCUGAACAAACAAAUGGACCAGUAACUGCGCAAGCUCUUUCAUCAGUAGCUAAAUUCUUAACAUCUCAAGCUGUUGAAAAUAUUGCUGAAGCAGUCACUCAUGCUAAAUUUGUUGGUAGUUCAGAUACUGGCAGUGAUGAAGUAGUUUUGUUGAAAAUUUUACAGGUCGUACUACGAACAUUAUUGUUGACUCCUGUUGGCAGAUUACUAUCUAAUGAAAGUGUAUGUGAAAUGAUGCAAAGUUGUUUUCGUAUUUGCUUUGAGGGAUCCUUAAGCGAACUGCUUCGUAAAAUUGCUGAAUCAACUUUAGCGGAUAUGACGCAGUUAUUGUUUACUCGCCUUCCAACAUUCGAUGAAGACACUCGUCAUCCUUAUAUCAGAAAAUUAUUGGAUGAAGUCUUAUUCUUACAAGAUAAUGAUGCGAGAAUGAUUACGAGUGUUAGAAAAUUGGUCGUUAUUGUAAAACGUGCUGGUAUUAACAAAAGAAAGCGACGCAAGUUUAUUGCAGCAAAAAAUGCAGUUAGACCUAGUCCUCUUAGCGAUAGUAUUGAUAGCAUUUUGGAUAGCAAGGCAGAAAUUAACGAAUCGCCAUUAAUCGUUCCGGAAAUUGCUUCGAUAGAAAAUGAAACAAAAGUCGAUAUUUUACCGUCUUCUUUUAUUGAUCUGUCCAAAGAACGAAGUGCUGAGAAUAUUUUUCCUGAAAAUAUAAUUGAAGAUGGCAAUGUGGUGAUAGCUUCUGCUGAAGCGUAUGAAAUUUCGUCGGUUCCAUAUAAUCAUGCAAAAAAUAUCCAUACAAAAAUCACAGAGGUUCAUGGUUCUAAUGGUUCCCAAAUGUCGGCAUCUGAGGAACUGGAUGAUGGUGUUGUUCCAGACAAUGAUGAAAGUUCGAAUUCUGAAAAAGAUUCAUCGAAUGCUAUAACACCUCAGCGGCAAAGAAUUAAUGAUAGAGGAGUUCGUUUCACACCUGAGCUUCACAAAGAUGCUCCAUCUGCUUUGCGACGUGGUGUUGUUUCCGAACCAGUUAUCAUAAAGCCGACGUCACAUAUACCUUAUGGCCUUCCAUGCGCUCGUGAAUUAUUGAGGUUUUUGAUAGCACUAAUAAAUCCACUAGAUCGUGCCAAUAAUGAAGCCAUGAUAGUGAUGGGUCUUAAUUUGCUAACUGUUGCUAUGGAAGCUGGAGCCGAUCAUUUACAUAAUUAUAAUUUACUUAUGCCUCUUGUGAAAAAUGAAUUAUGUCGUGCAUUACUUCAGCUACUGGAUACUGAAAAACUACCAGUAUUCGCUGCUGCAAAUCGUGUAUGCUUUCUUCUUUUUGAAUCAUUACGAACUGGGUUGAAAUUUCAGAUGGAAUCUUAUUUCAUUAAGUUGAAAUCAAUCGUUACUAGUGAACAAAGUCGAAUAAGUUAUGAAUUAAAAGAAAUGGCACUUGAAAGCAUCGUCGAGCUGUGGCGUAUUCCUGGAUUAGUCACGGAAUUAUAUUUUAAUUAUGAUUGUGAUUUGUACUGUUCUAAUCUCUUUGAAGGUCUAACAAAGUUACUACUAGAGAAUGCUUUUCCCGUAUUGGGAUUGCGAUCUAUUCAUAUUUUAUCGUUGGACGCAUUGCUUACUGUUAUAGAUACAGUUGAUGUUAACUGUGUAUAUAGACAGUCUGGAGGUGAUUCCCAACGUCAUAUUUCAUAUGGGCAAUUGUGCAAUCAGUUAAAUCUUCCUGUGAUUAGUGGAUUUUCAUUUGGCAGGCAACUGGACAUAAUGAAAAAGGAAAAGUCAGAUGAUAUUGGUACGGGAACUAAAAAUGAACUGAAUGCGGAUCAGACAUAUGCACUUAAAGAGUCGCUUCUGCCAUCUUCAGCUGUUCGUGCAAAUCGUAUGGCUCCUUCUCAUAAUAUACCUUCACUUACAGAAGUUAUUGAAAGGAAAAGGAAAAAGCGCAUUAUAACGGAAGCUACUGAAUUUUUCAACCAAGAUCCUAAAAAAGGUAUCGAAUUUUUGAAAGAUAAGGGUAUAUUAAAAGUCCCAGUUGAUCCAAAGGAUGUUGUUUUAUGGUUACGUGAAAAUCCACAUUUGGAUAAAAAACGUAUCGCUGAUUAUAUUUGCAAUCGAAAAAAUUUGGCAGUAUUGGAUACAUUUGUUCAAUCAUUUCCAUUCGAAGGUACUCGACUGGAUGAUGCAUUGCGAAUGUUCUUGGAAACGUUUCGUUUACCUGGUGAAGCAGCUGAAAUAUCAAUGGUCAUGCAGCAUUUUGCAGAUCAUUGGUACAAGGCGAAUAAUGAACCUUUUAAUCAUGUUGAUGCUGCAUUUACCCUAGCAUAUGCUGUGAUAAUGUUGAACACUGAUCAGCAUAACCCACAGGUUCGUCGCAAUCAACCUCCAAUGCAGCUUGAAUGUUUUAAAAGAAAUUUGAACGAAGAAAUUGUUAUGCCUGCUGAACAAGUUGGACUUGUAAAAGAAAAUUAUUUAUGGAAGGUUUUACUUCGGCGAGGUGAAACAAAAGAAGGUGUAUUCAUUCAUAUCCCUGCUGGAUGGAACGAUCAAGAUUUGUUUAGCAUAAUAUGGGGACCAACUAGCGCUGCUUUAUCAUUCGUUUUUGAUAAAACUGAAUGCGAAUCCACUUUACAGAAAUCUCUUAAUGGGUAUAGGAAAUGCGCUUCAAUUGCAGCUCAUUAUGGCAUGAGCGAUGUAUUUGAUAACCUGAUAAUUCAUUUAUGUAAAUUUUCUACUCUGAUGCCUUCAGUCGAAGGAAGUGGUGAGCGAACUAUAGAACCGCAGUAUUCUUUAAAAGUACAAGUUCCAAGUGCUGAACAAAUAGCAAUUACUUUUGGUCAAAAUGUUAAAGCACAAAUGGCAACGAAAGCAAUGUUCCAGCUCGUGCAUACUCAUGGAGAUAUCUUAAGAGAGGGUUGGAAAAAUGUGCUUGACUGCAUUUUAUGCCUAUUCCGCGCUCAUCUUUUGCCAAAAUCAUUAAUAGAAGUGGAAGAUUUCGUUGAUUAUAAGGGUUGGGUAUCAAUACAACGAACUUAUAUUUCUAAACUGCCUGCAAUGAGAAGCGAGUCGGGGCUUUUGAGCUGGUUUGGCCUUGGUGGUUCAAAUUACGAUGCUAAAGAUCAGAAACCAACGCCAGAUCAAGAAAAUUUUAUAAAAGUUGCGCGAGCAGUUAUCAGUGACUGCCAUCCUGAACAGUUGGUAGAUGAUAGCAAAUAUUUAACAUCUUCAGCCCUUACUGAAUUUAUUAAUGCAAUCGUACAAGCCUCACCAGGUAUACUGAUUCAGUCAGAAGCUUCCAAGCCUAACCAAUCUUUCAAAAAACUUCGCGAACAGGAUGAAGAUGCUCUCGUAUUAUAUUUGGAAUUGGCUGUGAGUAUAGCUCUGGAAAACAAGGAUCGAUUAUCUCAAAUAUGGCCCUUAAUAAUUCGCCAUAUCCAGUGGCUUAUGUCAAAAUUUGGUCGCAAUCCUUUGAUCGUGGAAAGAGCAGUUACAGGUUUAUUGAGGCUGGCGAAUAGAAAUCUAUUUCGACUAAAGGAUGAUAUCGCGGAUGAAGUGUUACAAUCGCUUAACAUGCUUCUUCAACUGCCACCACCUGCAAUGUUCAUGUUUUCUCGGCAUAUUGCAUUUGGAUUGCAUGAACUAUUGCGAACAAAUGCAGCAAAUGUUCACCGUCGUGAUCACUGGGCAAUUCUGUUCGGGCUUCUUGAAGCAGCUGGCGCAGGAGCAUAUCCGGAUCAACUGGCACCUAUAAAUGAUGAAAAUAUUAAAUGUGCUAAAUCUAACAGUCGACAUGCUUAUAGCGAUACAGAACCAUCAAUUAAUCGUUCGGUUAUUUUAGCAGAUGAUGCUUCAUCCAGCCGAAUGGAAGAUCGUGGAUACACAUCAGAUAAUCCUCAAAUUGCAGUUGCUCAGCAACAAUUACUACAACAAUUACAUGCAGAUAAAUCACCAUCAGUUCUGCCACGCUUUGAUCGAGGUACAGUUGUAUUACAUUCGGAUUUAGCAAGGCAUGAACCAGCAGCAUUUUUGAAAGUUGGCGAGACUCUAGCUUUUCUGAUCCGUGAUGCAGCUCAUAUUACUCCUGAGAAUUUUGAUUCAUGCGUGAAAUGCCUCAGGUCAUAUGUGGAGGCAGGUUUAGAUGGUGGAAGAUAUGCCUCUGGUCCACUAAGUGGCGAUGCUCAAAAUCAAUUGCAUAGUAUAGUAGCAGAUGAUAAAAUUAAACAUAAUAAACAAGAUGAGAUUGAGAAUGAAGAUUUUACUGUUGCAGAGCCACAACAACUUAGUGCCAGUUAUCAGCAAAUCUCUUUUCAAAUGCUUGAUUUAUGUCACACUUUACAUAUGAAGGCAGCUGAUAUCUAUGGAAGUUGGGCUAGGGGUGGAGCUGAGGUCGAUGCAACUCCAGCGGCAUUAUGGGCUCGAUGUUGGCGGCCACUCUUACAGUGUAUCGCACGCUUAUGUUGUGAUUGUCGGCGUCAAAUCCGUACACAGGCUUUGAAUUAUUUGGUGAGAUCAUUUCUUAUCUCGGAAAUGCAAAAUAUGGAAGCUUCUGAGUGGGAAAAUUGUUUUGGUGAAGUACUUUUCCCACUUGUUAGCAAACUUUUGGAUAAUUUGUCACCAAUGGAUCCACUAGGAAUGGAAGAAACUCGCGUCAGAGCCAUGCAGCUGAUAUCAAAAAUUUUUUUGAAUCAUUUAACACCUCUCAGCAAAUUACCUUCUUUUUCUGUUUUGUGGUUGAGGCUGUUGGACUUCAUGGAUCGAUAUCUACAUACAGAUAGAAGCGAUCUAUUGUCAGAGGCCAUUCCGGAAUCAUUAAAGAAUAUGAUAUUAGUUCUCGACAACACCAAGAUGUUUGAGAUGAUACCUUGCCUUUAUGAAAUGACGAAGGCACGUCUUGGAACUUUGCUGCCGGAAUUAUUGGCAGAAACCAUGCCUAAGCCACCAACAUCCGAGCAGCUGUUACCUGAUGUUUCGAGUAACGAUGAAUCGAUUAGAACAUCUAAGAUUACUUCACCGUCAUCUGAUGUAACAAAUAGCUGUUCGACAAGUACAUCAAUCCAUUGCUCUUCUAAAACCAGCAGUUCCGCUUCUAAUCUUACCACUCAUUUCAACUCAGUUAUAAAUCCAAACGUUCAAAUUGCACCUCCACUUGAUCCUUUUAUUACCAUAGAGGAAUCGAAUGAUACAAAUUUACGAAAAAUAAAUGAAUUUUAUGAACAAGCAGAAUUGAUUCUCUAA
Molecule: messenger RNA, 6123 nt
Organism: Dracunculus medinensis (Guinea worm)
Lineage: Eukaryota; Metazoa; Nematoda; Chromadorea; Rhabditida; Dracunculidae
Source: the annotation of a GenBank genome assembly